GACUCGGAGUUGGGAGAUUUUGCCGUCAAGUAGCUCGAGAUCCAGAUAUUAUCGUUAUGAUCAGUGCAACGAUCAUUGUUUAGUACUAUAGUGGUUGUUAAAUUGCGCUUAAUGUCUACAACACCCUCAGUUCAGCGACCGAGAUUUAAUCCUUCGCCGUGUGAUGUUCGGGCACACGAUGUACCUCCGCUGCACAAUUCAGAUUCCAAUCCUUCCCACUUCAGAUUCCAGUCGUUGAUUAGUUGUCCUGCAGAUGUCCCACUUGAACUGUUUGAGACAGCUGUUUCGCAAUUGAUUCAUCAUCCGGAGUACAAUUCGACGUUGAUCUUGCGCUCAGAGACCAUCUCGGACUCUGACACCACCAUCCCAUCAUCUGUUCCACGACUGGAAGGAUACUGCCCCGUGCGCAAUGUCCAUCGAAAACUACUGCCGCGCAGGCCAGGUCGAGACUCCGGACUAGAGCAGCACUGUACGCUUUACGCCUUUGAAACCGGCGAAUUUGCGGGCCUUCCGUCUACGUUGGUCCUUACACCAAUUGUACCCGAGGGAGAGAGCUUACCCUACUAUCAUCCUACGGUGUCCCAUCUUGCAUUCCGGUACAUCCCUUCCAACGUCACCUCAACCUCAGAUGCAGCCUCUGCACAACCGACACUGCGCGUCGAAACCGUUCCGCACCCAGGCACGCUUACCGACCCCAAUAGUCGCCUCUACCGCACGGCGCUUGCACUCCUUGACACACUCCACCGUUACCUUUGGGGUGCACUCACACACUAUCAGAAGCGCGUCCAGCACGACGUCCUUGUACCCCGCGAAGUGUAUCAAGACGUAUAUCUCAAGAUGCGCGAGCGUCAUAAGGGGCUAGUGAAUACGUGGAGGGAGAGCACCGAUCCCCUGAAGCAUGUAUUCGAGGACAUCGGCAUCGCAACAUAUCUUAUGCUUUUCUGGAAAGACAUGUUCGCCGAUUCGGCUGAUCUAGCAGCCGUUACGGAGCUGCAUGAUUCACCAUGGAAAUCCUGGCCCCGUCCGGCUAAAGGCUUCCUUGACCUAGGCUGCGGCAACGGCUUGCUAACACAUAUUCUUUCGGCUGAGGGCUACUCAGGAUACGGUAUCGAUCUCCGCGCACGGAUGUCCUGGGCACAUUACCCCGAGCCGUCCCAGGCUGCCCUAAAGGUGCACGCACUCGAUCCCACACAACUUCUUUCUCCAGAAUCCGACACAGAUAGCAAGGAUUCCUUCUUGGCGCCCGGGGUCUUCCUCAUUGGGAAUCACGCGGACGAACUUACACCAUGGCUUCCUGUACUGGCGACACUCACAGGUGCGAGUGGGUACCUCUCCAUACCCUGCUGUGCAUGGAUGUUCGAUGAAAGGUUUACUCGCUCAUCUACGGUGUCAACGCUUAAUUUCUCUGAUGAUGAAUCGCUUAACGCUGCCACUUCGCCGUCGGGGGAGGCUGAGGACGAAGUUGUCUUCAUUUCCACCCUCGGUCUGGGCGCUGAGGGUACCCACAAGUCUCAAUACUCAGCCUAUCGCAUAUGGCUUGCGCGUUUGAGUCGGUGGUUGGGCUGGAAGAUUGAAUGCGAUACGCUCCGGAUACCCAGCACGCGGAACUGGGCAAUUGUGGGUGGGUUGCAUUGUCUUUCAUUCUCGAAGCAACACGGAUCACGGUUUUGAUUUGGUGCGUAGGUCGCGAAAGGCUUCCAGGAGACCAGAGUAUUUUUGUAGGUCGAGCGAGAAGGAUUGUGGAGGAGGUAGUCCGUAGAGGGGCUUUUAAGACAAGGACGCCAGAGGGGAAGGGACACGACGGUCACACUUCUAGAUAGCAUUUUCUCAAAACCAAGAUAAUAGUGAAUCGCUGGAA
Suillus paluster is the source of this 1858-nucleotide messenger RNA. RefSeq lists its product as uncharacterized. The transcript is spliced from 4 exons. Lineage: Eukaryota; Fungi; Basidiomycota; Agaricomycetes; Boletales; Suillaceae. The record is from RefSeq and is a predicted model, not a curated record. The coding region runs from base 112 to 1671 and encodes 519 amino acids. Gene Ontology annotation, biological process: tRNA methylation. Gene Ontology annotation, molecular function: tRNA (uridine) methyltransferase activity.